Molecule: messenger RNA, 2504 nt
Organism: Limulus polyphemus (Atlantic horseshoe crab)
Lineage: Eukaryota; Metazoa; Arthropoda; Merostomata; Xiphosura; Limulidae
Product: transmembrane protein 151B-like
Exons: 3
Coding region: 348-1937 (529 amino acids)
Source: RefSeq, a predicted model, not a curated record
CCCUCGUUCUACUGAGUGGAAAGUAUUCACUGGAAUACAAAAAUUAGUCGAUCGCGUUGUGUUUGAUUGCUUAUAAAACACCAUUCUUGUAUCACAGACUGACUAUAAGCGAUUUCAUUCUUCAUUUUGGUGGUGGUUUCAUGAGAGCUACGCCAAAGAUUGUCAUGGUGACGCUCGAACUGUCAGCUUUUCUGCUCUUCACAUUUUGAACAGAACCAUUGUGGCGCCAGUGCCUCUAAAGUGCUGUUGGUGUGAAAACCAUCGUGAAAUCAUCUCUAUGGGAACCGCCCUAAGAUUCCCAAUCGUUAGUUAUUUGACGGGAAAAAACAACGUGUUUCAGUUUCACCAUGAGUGCUUCGGCAGAGGAGGAUUCGGAGCAGAGACCACUGAAACCAAGCUUGUGCCAGAGGAGGGAUCCCCAUUUAAAGUGUCUUGUGUUAACCCUGUCCAUUUUUGGUUGUCUGGGGGCAGUGACAUGGUGCCGUCUGACCGAAGUUACCAGACUCGUGGUCAACUUUCAGAGUUUUCCCAUCACCACAAGAAGAAAUGUGAGUCCGUGCGAUGAAGGCUACAUAUAUAUUCCAGUGGCAUUUCUGGCUAUGUUGUACUUAGUGUAUUUAGUAGAGUGUUGGCACUGCUCCACCAGGCUUGAGCUUACCUAUAAAGUCGAUGUUAAUGACGUCUACGAACAAAUUCAACAAAUGCGAGAAGCACAGCCUGUGAUUUGGUGGAAAGCUGUUUGCUACCAUUAUGUGCGACGAACAAGACAAGUGACUCGCUACCGAAACGGAGACGCCUACACCACAACACAGAUCUAUUACGAGAGGAUCAACACCCACGUUGCAGGUUCUUGUUUUUCCUAUACACACUGCGGAGUCAAAGAUAUUUCAAAUAUUCUUGUGGACCUUGAAAAAUAUCCUGCUACUAAAAUUAGAUUCAGUAAAGGCUUUGCCUUUGCUAACCUUGAAGCGGCCAGCGAAUUUGAAGAUCAAAGGACACGUUUUUUCCAAACAAACGAGAGAUAUGACGACUAUUUGGAAAUGCGAGAGGGAUUAGAUUUAAUUGGUGUAAAUUUCCAGGAAUACAUGAUCGCUUUUGCAGACCCAGAGCAUCUUCCGUGGUACGUUUCUAACUUCGUAUUUUGGACUUGCUCUUUGUUGCUGCUUUCUUGGCCUCUACGAAUACUAAUCGAAUGUCAAACAGCUUACGUCCAUUACCAAGUUACGAAACUCUUUGGUGUAAACUAUCUGACUCCAGCAAGUGCUGACACUGUAGUCUCUAAUCGGUUGUCGCGAGGAAGCACUCUGGACAGCAGUGAACUUGAAGGGAUUAUUACUAAUAACUUUACUGUUGCCCCUAGUUACUCAGAAGCCUUACUAUUAGAAGGUACGACUGGCGGGCUUUCUCUCCCAACAGAUUCGAACGGAAACAUUCCAAAUGAAGUGUUUCCUGUGAGGUUUAGUAUGGACACGGACUCUAGACUUUCGCUGCUAGGGACUAACAGGUCCAGAGGGUCUAGAGAAUUUUCCAGAACAUUCCUUCGUACUUCCAAUAAUCGGAGUUCCUGGACAGCUGGGACUGGACGUUCGCCUCCAUCUAGACCAGCACUACAUACUUCAAUAAGCCGUACUUCCCUCCAAAAUGGCCAAACUGUUUUUCAAACAACCCCUUUGUCCCCAAACGAUGGAUCGGUAUGGAGGAGAAAUAGUCAUCCAAAUCAGAACACCACGAGGGCUAGUCCCCCUCCAUACGAAGAAGCCUUACUUCUGAGUAGGCCCGUGUUCCUGCCUUUACGACGAUCGAAUACUGAAAGGGAUCUGUACGGAGAUUUUGUUUCAGAACAAAGGAUUUCUUCAAGAGUCGAUAAUAACAUCGCUUUGAGCAUGGAAACUGCGGAUAGCAGCAGAAUUAACCUUUUUGACGUCAAAUGUGUUUAAAACGAGCCUGAAACCUGUGACACAACGAUUCAUUGCAGUGUAACAUUGCAGCUAAAUUUUCCCAAGAAAAUCUUGCGUGUUUUCGGACAGUGGAUCUACACCUGUGAUAAAUGUACGGCAAGUCUCCACCGGAAUGGGUUGUAGGUAUUACUGCAGCAGUGGCCAGGAUCUUUGUUUAUUAUUCUAGUGACUUAAUCGGAGAUGACAAUGCUUGUUUGGACUUUCUUCUGAAUCAGUUAUGACAUUGUUAUUCAUAGCAUAUAUGUAAAAUUUGGCACGUUGUUUGAAUUUUUUUUUUAUCAAAGCUUUCCACAUGGGAAGCUAUCUUAUGGCCGGAUAAAUUCGUGAAUACGGUACAAUGAAUUAAUUUAUACAGUUAGAGAAAUUAUUAUUAUUGCUAUUCAGGAAAAUUCGGAAAUGUAUUCAUGAUAUUCUCAAAAUAUUUAAUGAUACCACGUCCUUAUCAGUUAGAGCACUUUGCUGUAUUUAUUUAAAAUAGAAUAUUAUCUUCAAUCUGCUAUGAGGGAUAAAUGUAAGUUUCGAUUUAUAAAAAUGGUUUUUAACAUC